This is a messenger RNA of Mandrillus leucophaeus (drill), 1954 nucleotides long. It is a transcript of the gene DNAJC27, whose product is annotated as DnaJ (Hsp40) homolog, subfamily C, member 27. The coding region runs from base 189 to 1031 and encodes 280 amino acids. The record is from RefSeq and is a predicted model, not a curated record. Lineage: Eukaryota; Metazoa; Chordata; Mammalia; Primates; Cercopithecidae. The transcript has 6 exons. Gene Ontology annotation, molecular function: GTPase activity; GTP binding.
CUCCCUCUCCCUGCUCCCCGCGCUCCCAACCGCCCGCGCUCGCUGCCAGGCAGCGGCUGGGAUGGCGAGCAGCGGAGGCGAGGCGGUGACGAGAGCAGCGGGUCCGCCAUUGGACGAGGAGGCCUGAGGGACGGGCCAGCGGUGCACAAGGAGAGACCGAGGCGGGUGGCCCCGAGAGAGCCAAGGCCAUGGAGGCCAACAUGUCGAAGCGGAAGGAGCCCGGCAGGUCUCUCCGCAUCAAAGUCAUCUCCAUGGGCAACGCCGAAGUGGGGAAAAGCUGUAUUAUAAAGCGAUACUGUGAGAAAAGAUUCGUGUCUAAAUACCUGGCAACAAUUGGAAUUGACUAUGGAGUUACAAAGAGAACACACUUUGCCAGGUUAAUGACUAUGAGAUAUAUUCUUAUAACAUCACAAAAACUACAUUUUGUGUAUCUGUCCUUUUAUUUGAAGGUUCGAAAUGAGUUUUACAAGGACACACAGGGUGUGAUACUGGUCUAUGAUGUUGGGCAGAAAGACUCCUUUGAUGCCCUUGAUGCGUGGCUGGCAGAAAUGAAGCAAGAGCUUGGACCUCAUGGAAACAUGGAAAAUAUUAUAUUUGUAGUUUGUGCCAACAAGAUUGAUUGUACCAAACACCGCUGUGUAGAUGAAAGUGAAGGACGUCUUUGGGCUGAAAGCAAAGGGUUCCUGUACUUUGAAACUUCAGCACAAACUGGAGAAGGCAUUAAUGAGAUGUUCCAGACCUUUUAUGUAUCCAUAGUUGAUUUAUGUGAAAAUGGCGGGAAACGCCCUACCACAAAUAGCAGUGCUAGUUUCACCAAAGAACAAGCAGAUGCCAUUCGCAGAAUUCGAAAUAGUAAAGACAGUUGGGACAUGCUGGGAGUCAAACCUGGGGCGUCAAGGGAUGAAGUCAAUAAAGCGUAUCGGAAACUUGCUGUGCUGCUUCACCCUGACAAAUGUGUAGCACCCGGCAGUGAAGAUGCCUUCAAAGCAGUUGUGAAUGCUCGGACAGCCCUCCUGAAAAACAUCAAGUAGAAAGUAGAGAAAAAAGCCACGUGUGGGACUCAAAUGCAAACAGACUUUCCCUAGAGGUGAAAUAACCAACAUGGAGUUUUCCUUCCCAGAAUCUCACUGCUCUUUUCAUUCAUGUGUUGUCAUUUGUAUAUCAGUAAUUCAGGUGCCCAUUUCAUAGACAUUUUACUGAGAAAUGACCUGCAUUUGUAUGAAGUGAAGAGAACUGAGCGUCGCUUACUUCAUUUCAUAUUUCUAGAUAAUCUGAAUUUUUUUCUCAUUCGUCAGCUCUGUAAUUAUAGUAUCCCUUAGACAUUUCACUUGGGGAAAUCCACAAGGUUCCUGGAGGGAGGGAAGAGAGGACAAGAGGACCCUUUCACUUUUUGUUUUUUACUGAAUUCCUCAUCAGUGAAGAAAAUAACAAAAAUGGAAGCAAACAACAUCAGAAUCCCUGUAAGUUUGGUGUGACCUUACAGAGAAGUUGCUGCUUUUACGAUGAGUUCCUUAGGUGAUAUUUUAACCAUCGAUCUAUAAUGAUGACUCUUGGCAGCCCUUUGGGAGUUUGUAAAAUGAGGUGAUACAGUUCUGAAUUGAGCAAUCCUUUCUGAUAUUCACUCUGUUCCUCUUUUGCAGCCACCAGGGGGAGAGACAAGCCAGUCCUAAGAGAAAAGGUGGUGGUAGCCACAAAUUCUAGGUACACUAGCUGCUGCUCAUCCUGUCCCUGGAUCUGAGGCCUUUCCCUUGCCAUAGAAAUGGUUGCUGGUAGCAGUAGAGAGCAUUGUGCACCUGGGAAUGAGGAAUCAGACCCCAAGACAGAAGUACUUGCAGGAGCUAGGUGCAGUAGUAUCUGUCUGUAGUCCCAGCUACUCAGGAGGCUGAGACAGGAGGAUUGCUUGAGCCCAGGAGCUCAAGUCCCACCUGGGCAACAUAGUAACACCUUGUGUCUU